This is a messenger RNA of Ctenopharyngodon idella (grass carp), 6214 nucleotides long. RefSeq names its product adhesion G protein-coupled receptor E3-like. Gene Ontology annotation, molecular function: G protein-coupled receptor activity. Gene Ontology annotation, biological process: adenylate cyclase-activating G protein-coupled receptor signaling pathway; cell surface receptor signaling pathway. Gene Ontology annotation, cellular component: membrane. Lineage: Eukaryota; Metazoa; Chordata; Actinopteri; Cypriniformes; Xenocyprididae. The transcript has 17 exons. The coding region runs from base 641 to 3178 and encodes 845 amino acids. The record is from RefSeq and is a predicted model, not a curated record.
UGUGAAAACGCACAAAUUUUGUAUCGGAUAGGCGUUUGGUCCACACGGAUCCGGCAUUUUCGGAAGGUGAAACCGCUAUUUUUUGAAACCGGGUCCCAGAGUGGAUAAAUCUGAAAACGCCGUCUUUGCGUUUUCGUGUGUACAGCCAAUCCGUAUAUUUUGUGAAACGAUGAUGUCAUCACCCCACGUGUCGACCCUAGUCAGACACGCUAACAGCACAAAACAACAACAAUAGCAGACUCUAGAUGCUUGUAUUCGUGCUUCAGAAGCCACUGAGCCAAAAUAAAGCGUUAUUUCUAAGCUUUACUAUAGUUUGUAUACAGCGCGCAAGGUUUAUGCGCAACACAAAGCUGCAAAGCACUCAAAGCUGCUGACUUUAGAAGACGUGGAAUAUGACACACAAAUCAUACUGUAUAGAUUACUGCAACGGUGAUUUUUUUUUUUUUUUUUGUCAGUUUGAACAGAAAAGGCUUAAGAGUUUCAUUAUGUGGAAAAGAUGGGUCGGGAUAAUAGGAAAAUCUAGGAUAGAAAGGAAUUUUUUUUCUGUGUGAAAGAAAAAGUCGUACUGGUUUGAAACGACAUGAUGACAGAAUUUUCAUUUUUGGGUGAACUGUUAUUUUAAGUGCAAACUUAUAUUUAUAUGUGUUUUUAUAUGCUAAUUUGUAUUCAUCAUUAUUUUUUAGAUGUCUUAAGACUUAUCUUGGCCAUUUCAACUGUGACACCGGUGACGACUGCAACUGCUAAUCUCUCUGACCCCUGCUACAACUACACUGUGCUGGACAAUCCAUGGAGAUCCAGUAAUACACAUGCUUCAGUAUGUGACCGGUCUGUCUCCUGGAGCGGCUGGUAUCGUCUCUUCAUUAACAGCCUGAGCGCUCAUAUCCCAGACACGUGUGUUGCUCAGUAUAGCUGUGGCACUGGUAUCGCACUGUGGAUACGUGGUGGACACCCAACAGUUGAGGAUGGAGUCGUCACUCGAGAUGUCUGUGGUAACUGGGACAAUUACUGCUGCUAUUUCGGGUCUUAUCCCGUUAAAGUCAAAGCCUGUCCAGGCAAUUAUUAUGUCUACGAGCUGGUUAGUCCAACUGUCUGCUAUUCAGCAUACUGUGCAGACACUGGCAGCAUUACCACUACAGCUGUCACACCAGUGACCAUCUCACCUGCUAAUCUCUCUGACCCCUGCCACAACUAUACUGUGCUGGAUAAUCCAUGGAGAUCCAUCAAUAAUACAUAUGGCUUACAUUCAUACAACAUGUGUGACCAGUCUGUCUCCUGGAGCGGCUGGUAUCGUCUCUUCAUUAACAACAUGAGCGCUCAGAUCCCAGACACGUGUGUUGCUCAGCAGAGCUGUGGCACUAAUGUCCCACUGUGGAUACGUGGUGGACACCCAACAGUUGAGGAUGGAGUCGUCACUCGAGAUGUCUGUGGUUACGCUGGCAGUUACUGCUGCUAUUACGGGUCUUAUCCCAUUAAAGUCAAAGCCUGUCCAGGCAAUUAUUAUGUCUACGAGCUGGUUAGUCCAACUGACUGCAAUUUUGCAUACUGUGCAGACACUGGCAGCAUUACCACUACAGCUGUCACACCAGUGACCAUCUCACCUGGUAUAAACAUAACACUGCAGGAAGGAUGCACCGGUCAGAACUGUUUCCAAAAUCUACUUGAGCAGAUUGAGAACAUUACAUCAUCUCAAGUGCUCUCUGUGAAUACUGUGACGAACAUUUUGACUAUGGCCUUCAACGCUUCAGAGAAGAUUUUAGACUCGUCGUCAUCAUCAGUCAGCCCAACUGAACUCGCCUCCUAUGGAAACCGUGUGUUAAAAACCAGUGAGAAACUCAUCUCUACAUUGGUGAAGCCGACAGACACAAGUGACAAUGUCAGUUUUGCUCUUGCUGCUGUUGAGGGACAAGUCUUCAUGGUUGGACCAAAUGUCGCCUUAAAUAAAAUCCCUCGACUUGACAUGACAAAUUCUUCUGUGGACAUUGAUCUAAUUGGGAUCGCCAAGAACAACGAUAAAGGAUCAGCUGCUGUGGCUUUCAUGGGCUACAACACAAUGGAGAAUCUACUGAAGCCCGACUUCUUCAACACAUCAAAUGAUACGGUUAAAACCAUGAUGUCCACUGUGAUCUCAGCUACUCUUCCCAAAACCAACAACACUAAACUUACCAAACCAGUCAACUUCACCCUCAAACACAUCAGAGAGUUCGACCCCAACGGUUCGCUGUCUUGUGUGUACUGGAAUAUCAGCGAGUGGAUUGUAGAUGGUUGUUCUGUUUUAGAGACCAACAGCAGCUACACUGUGUGUUCCUGUGUUCAUCUGUCGACAUUCGCUCUCAUCAUGCAAACCAGCAGACCACCAGAGAGCGACUCACUGCUGGAUCUGUUGAAUUUGGUGUGUGUGAUCGUGGGUCUGGUGUUCUUCAGUUUGGCCCUGUUGACCUUUGCCCUUUGUCAGUGGAGUCCUGGAGUGAAUAAUGUGGCUCGAAUCAACAUCUGCAUCAGUCUUCUGCUGGCCCACCUUCUGUUCCUGCUCACACAACAGUUCCUGAGCCUCAUACGCCCUCAGCAGGUGUUUUGUGCCGCGAUAUCAGGUGUGCUGCACUUCCUCUUUCUCUCCGGCUUUGUGUGGAUGUUCAUUGAAGCUGUGCUGCUCUUCAUCUGUGUGAAGAACCUAUCACAGAUCAGCUCCAAAAAGAGGGAGGUGCUUAGCACUGGAUUCCUGUGUGUGAUUGGAUAUACGGUUGCUCUGGUUGUGGUGGUCGUGUCUGUCGGGCUGCUUCCUGAAGGCUACGGCAGCGAACACUGCUGGAUUAAAAUGGAUAAAGGUUUCAUCUGGAGUUUUCUGGGUCCUGUUUGUGUCAUACUCGCAUUAAACAUGAUUAUCUUCAUCAACAUCAUCAUCAAACUGAACUCAACUCUCAAAAAUCUGAACGCUGAAGUUUCACAGAUGAAACAAACCAAGACUAUGACAUUUAAAACACUGGCUCAGUUUGUGGUUCUUGGUUGCUCCUGGAUUCUGGGUUUCUUCACUAAUGGCAGUAAGGAGCUGGAGAUCCUCUUCCUGAUCUUGAACUCCCAGCAGGGAACCUUCAUCUUCCUGGUCUAUUGUGUCCUCAAUAAUGAGGUCAGGCAGCAGUACAGGAAGUGCUUCAGUCUUUGCUGUGGACGCAAACAACAUUGAGGACAAUAGCAUCAUCUUCAGGAAAUAAAAAGUACUGCUCAAGUGCCAUUAAUAUACAUGAGCCUGUUUCAUGGUUAAGGACUUUUAUGUUGAAGUUUUUCUGUUCAAUUGUUUUUGUGUUCACUUCCUGUGUUUAGUUCCUUGUUGCCCUUGUUCCUUACUCCAUUGUCUGUUUCCAUAGCUACCCUAGUUUGUUACCAUUGCCUACACCUGUCCCUCAUUAGCCCCAUGGUUUCCUUAUGUAUUUAAGCUACGUUCACACUAUCAGUCCAAAUCCGAUUGUUUGUGAAUCUGAUUGGAAUCUGAUCUAAAAUUACUGACAUCCACACUGUGUAUCCCAACUGUUCAGGUCCGAUUUGUGUGUCCAUGCCACUCUUUCGUUUUCCUGAAUAUCUGCAUUGGUUUCUAUGGCAAUGUGUUGCGUUGGUAGGCAUACACCAAAAACAACAACAACAAUCGCAACAUGGAGGGGUUUGUUGUCUUAUUUACAUGACAAUGUGUAUCCGCCGCGCUGGACUACUGCGUCUUCUGAGGCAGCGGCAAAACUGUAGGAGGCUGGAACAAGCGGCUUUAUUCUGUGCUGCUGUCACCGCCGAUCUCAAAACUUGUUUCCGUUAUAUUGCCAUUUUCUGCUUAUCUGGCACUAUAACAACUUCCUAUAACAACGUCUGACAUUGCCUUUUAUGUCAAGUUUACACUACAGGAUUUUAAGCCCGAUUUGCAAGUUAACAAGCUCGCCGACAGGUCGGGCUGUGAUCGGGGGAAAAUCAGCGAGUGAUCGGCGCUCUCCAAUCUUUGUGUGAACUACUCAACGACGCAUCAAAGACACUCGGUGACGCGUUGCUGACACCUCACUAAUGCCAGACAAAUAUCUAGCAUGCUAAAUAUCUGGAGCUGUCGGCCGACUCGAUAUCCUGUGGUGUCACGUGUUGCGGCGCAACAGCCAAUGAAAUAUACACUGAUGUCUAUGGAAGCAGCAAUAACAAUCCAUCCAAAUAGCCGAUAAUUUGCCGACGUUUAUUCAUAUCAGAUACACAUUGUGUAAGUAACUAUAAAGCUCACUCUAUUCUUCUCCCAGUUCACCGGCCACAUGUAUUUCGGGACAAAUGGAUGAAUUCAUGUGCUGUAGCCUAUAAAUCCGACUGACAGGACUCUCUGAAGUAAAGCGCAAACAAACAAGGCGGCGCCCAUCUCACGUUAUAUAUUAAGAUCAAGAUCAUGAUGUAGGAUUUUAAAGGACAAAACACUCACUUGCAAAUAAAUAAGAAUCGGAAUAUCAGAUAGUUGAUGACAUGGUGAGAAAAGCAUACAUCUGUCGUACAGUGUGGCUGCGGUGUCACGUGACAAUCAUGAUGCGUCGUCAUGGAAACAAUUCUAAUGGUGGCCUUAACUCUGGGAGGUCAGCCAAAAUAUUUUAAACUUGUGUGUGUGAAAGGGUUCAUUUAAUUUUAAUUAAAUUUAAUUCAAAAUUUAAUCUAUUUUCUUCCCAACGUCCAUUUUCAAAUAAAGUCGUGUGACAGUUGUCGUCAGCUCGUGUAGUGUGUAACUGCCUGCUACAGAUCAUUUACGUAGUGUCACGUAGUGUGAACACCACAACGACUUCAAGACUCCACAGCAAGUCAUGUAGUCUGAACAGCACAGCGAUCUGCCGACGUUUAAGUCCUGUACUGUAAACUUGGCAUUACGUGGCGUGAGAAAGUCACUUAAACCACACGAUAUCCGAUCAGAGCAGCCAGACUCACUGAAACGGAUUUCUAGAAAUGUAAUUUGAAUAGGAUUUCAAACCACAUAUGAAUGUAGCUCGAAACGGAUUUUUAAAAAUCGCAUUUAAUGUUUGGAAAAAUUCGGAUUUGGACUGACAGUCUGAAUGUAGCCUUAUACCUGUGUUUUAGUUGCCUUGUGUCUGUCGUUGUUUUAGCAUGUUUCAUAAAGCUGUUACGUUCUUGUUCCUUGCAUUUUGUUCCUGUUCCUGGUUUGGAUUUUUGAUGUGGAAUAUCUUUGCUUGUGUUUUUGGAAUCAAUGUUGCUCCAUCCCAAUUCUUGCUCCUUCUUUUCCCUUCUGCUUCAUAACAGAUGUUAUAUUUAAAUACACAACAGAAUCAAUGUUUUGGGUGUUAAAUGUAGUCUCCGCCCAUUUCUUUAAAUGGUAAAAAAAAAUAUUACCUUUUGCUAAAUGCUAUUGAUGUAGAAUUUAUAAACUGUAUUAUUUAAUCUUUUUUGAAACCCACAAGAUUUUUUUUGGUGGAGGGUGAAAAGCAUAUUUUGACUGAGUUCACUGUUGAGCUCAGAAAGCUCCUAGAAAGGAAAUACUUUCUUCUGUAAGGAUCCUUUUUAUGUUUAAAUAUUCAUGUGGUAAAAUAUGUUUUCAGAAGGGAAGGUCACGGGUUUUAUAGGUGUAGGGGAUUAACCUUUAUAACUAAACUAUUAAAAUAAGUAUAUGAACAGCUGAUAUCUUGAAAUUGCUUGUAUUUUUGUGUUAAAACAUGUGAUUGAUUUUUUUUUUUUUUUUUUUUUUUUUGCUUUCGUUCAGAUUUUAUUUUAAUACAUAUUUUGUUACCAAGUUUUCUCUUAAUAAACAGUGUGAUGUAAUAAGUGGGUUUGUGAACAUGUUUUUUCCACGAAAGACAAAAAAAUCUCCAUAUAAUAGACUGACUAAUUUGAGAAGAAUAUCCUAGUUUGAAAAAUGAAAAUUUAAAUCAAGCCAUUUUCUGCAACAUAUCUGUAUUUAAAAUGUAACAUACAAAAGUCUUAACUGUAGAUAUAUCUGUGAAAUAAUCAGAGGAUCUGAUCACAAGGUCUAUGCACAUUUUCUGUUUACAACACAAGUUAAUAAUCAGAGUUUGAGGGAUGGAUGAGACUUGAAAUGUCCAUCUUAUUGAGGAUGUUAAGAAGGGAACGUUGGGAUUGUCCAUGAUGGGUCGAGCUGAGAAAAAAACCUAAUGAUUAAUUACCAGCAGCUGCCAAUGUGGGUUAAAACUGAAAAAGAAAGAAAGGAAAAAAACCUACACAUAUUGCAUUGUGUGGAAAGUCUGACAAU